UUACAUUCUGCUAAAGACAAAUACCACUUCACUAUCAUCAUCAUCAUCUUCCAUUCCCUAUUUCUUCUCUGUUCAUCACUGCACAUUCAUGUCUUUACCCUAACACGCAACACUCCACUCUGUGAUUUUCCAUCACCUUUCCUUCCAAAAAUCUCAUAUCUUGCACUGUUCUCCAUGUUCAAAUACGCCAAAAACCCAAAAAAGGAAAAUAAUGGACAAUGAUAGGAACCCCUCGACCCAACACCACCAACAAUUCCACCAGUACUAGCACCACAAGCGAGCUCUUUAUUUGAUUCACUUCUCGCUUCUCUUCUUCUUCUUCUUUUUCUUCUUCCAUGAAGAUCUCUUCUAAAUCUAUUGUUAGUCCUGGCCGUGCCAGAGAACCUUCUCAAAUCUCUCUUUCCAACUCUCUUAGUAGAAGAUUGAGAACUAAUGGUAGCAUGAAGGGUGGCCAAGCUUCUCCUAUGUUCCCCACCAAUGGCAAGAAACGUGGCUGUGCCUUUGAAAAUCCUGAACCUUCUUCCCCAAAGGUUACCUGCAUUGGACAGGUCAGGGUCAAGACCAAGAAACAGGGCAAGAAGCUCAGGCUUAGAUCUCACUCUCAGAGAAGAGGUGAGGUAAGUUUUAGAAGAGUAGACCAAACCAACAGCACCAACACUAACAAUCUUGAACCCAGUAUCCAUCAAGAUUUUGCUCACAAUGUAAACAAUCAGUUUCUCAAUCAGCAGCAGCAACAGGAGCGCUUACCGCACAGGAAUCAGAGAUGGGUACAUUUGCCUUUGACCAUAUGCGAAGCUUUAAGGGCAUUUGGUGCCGAGUUCAAUUGCUUUCUACCCUGCCGUUCCUCCUGUACGGCAAGCGAGAAAGAGAAGGAAGAGAAGGCUGCAGGAUCCAGCAAUGGAAGCUCUUGUGUGGCGGUGUUAGCGCGGUGGCUGGUGACCGUGCAAGAGGGAGAAGGAAAGGGAAGAGAAAUAGAGUUGGUGGUUGGAGAAGAUGAAGAGGACAGAGAAGAGUAUACAGAGAGGAGGAGCUACAGGAGGCAUGUUUUUGAAGAGAUAGAAUUCAAAGAAGAGAAAUAUGGAGAAGGAAAUGAGAGUAUGCAAGAAGAGGAAGCAAGGUUGAGCAUUUGCAUCCCACCAAAGAAUGCUUUGUUAUUGAUGAGGUGCAGAUCUGACCCUGUGAAAAUGGCUGCUCUUGCUAACAAAUUUUGGGAAGCACCUGUUCCAAAUGUUGAGGAUGAGGAAGAUGGUGAAGACGAUACAAAUAAGGGAGAAGAAAAGGAUCAUGCAGAGGUUGGAGGAGGUGGUGAUGAAGAGGCUCAAAGACCAGUGCUUGAGCAAGAAAUGAAGCAUGAAGAGGAUUUGAUGAAUGAAAACUGGGUUUCUUGUGAAAACGCUGAAGAGCAUCAAGUUCAAGAACAUGAAGCAAAUCUAGUUGUUUUGGAUAUUGGUGUUGUGGAGGAAGGAAAUUUAGGGGAGCAAGAAGAGCAAACAGAAGAAACUCCAUUGGAGGGUCCUUCUCCCUUACGAGAAGAAGGUGAAGAUACAGAAAACUCGAAGAAAGAUGAAAAUGAAGAGUUGCUCCAAGAAAGUGAAGAUAACAAGGAAAAUGAACUCGUUAGAGCAGAAGAAAACGAACAAGAAAGCAAUCCCAGCGAUGAUAAUGUGCCCAUACAUCAAGAGCAAGAACCUAAAGAAGCUGGCCAAGAGUUACCAGAAGAAGACCGAGAUGAAUCAGAAUCAGCUGAGACUGCUCGAGCUUUAGCAGAAGAAGUUGCAACACAAGAAGCACGGGAAGAGAAAGAUUCAAUCUGCAUGCCUGAAGAGGGUGGAGGAGAAAGUGAAGAGACGGCGACCCAUGAAGGAUCCGAACCGGUAUACCCGAAAACCCAAGAAGACGAAAUGAACUUGAAGUCAAAGGAGAGAGAAAGUCAGCCAACGUUACCAGAUUGCUUGCUCUUAAUGAUGCGUGAGCCUAAGCUGUCAAUGGAAGUAUCCAAGGAGACCUGGGUCUGCAGCACGGAUUUCAUCAGAUGGUUACCAGAGCAUUCAAGGCCCAUUAAGAAAAAGGACGGUAGAGAUGAGCCCAAGAAAAGGAUUAGCAUUGACAUCAAUCCUCGGCCGCUGCACAACAACUUGCAGCAACCACCUAGGUCUUCAUGUUCAUAUCCGGCUAAGCCGCCAGUUCGAGCGGCUGGCUCAGAGUCUAUGUCCACAGCGAUUGAGCAGAAGCUGGUGGGAAGCAAGGUUUAUGAGCCGUUUGUGCUAACGCGCUGCAAGUCAGAGCCGAUGAGGUCAGCAGCUAAGCUUUCACCGGCAGUAGCACCAGAGGCUUGUUUCUGGAAGAAUAGGAAGCUGGAGCCGCAUCGUCCGGCGACGAUUGGGGUCGGCGCCGCCGAGGUUGGGUACUAACUAUUAACUAAAGCGAGUCUAGUGAAGUAAUCUUGGCAAGAAAAGGGCGUGGUAAGUUGUAAUGGUAAAUCAGUAAUUUUGUAGUUGAUUAAUAGUGUUUUUUUACUGCAAUGGCAUCCAUGUAAAUGUAUUUUGCUUUAGUUUUUAAUUUUAUUAUUAUUAUUAUUAUUUUUAAUUAGUCGAACAUUCAUAAUUGGGUGAGACUAUAACUAACAUAGACGUGAUAUUUGUUAAGGUGGUGGUGUGAAUGGGUAGGAGGAUUAUCUUGUCAAAAACAUGAGCCAUCAUGUUGUUAUGAGUCUUGUUGAUUGAUAUAUGAAUAUGAUUUUGUUUGAA
Molecule: messenger RNA, 2747 nt
Organism: Manihot esculenta (cassava)
Lineage: Eukaryota; Viridiplantae; Streptophyta; Magnoliopsida; Malpighiales; Euphorbiaceae
Exons: 1
Coding region: 336-2411 (691 amino acids)
Source: RefSeq, a predicted model, not a curated record